ACAAGUCACAACAGUAAAAAAUAAAUUAAAUCAAAAGAGAAAGUAAAGUCGGGAUGAGACGCGAGAACCACGGCGAUUGUCUGCAACAUUUGCUCAACCUCUCUCUCCUUUAAUGAUGAUGCCAAUUUCCUUUGAUAAAUAGCCUUAUUCAACAAGCCACUGAUAAUACACCUUCGGUGCAGUUUGAGAAGGGACCAUCUAGAAUAAUUAUCAGAGGAAAGUCUAAAUUUUGAUCACAGAUUACUUAAAAUGUCUAGUGCAAGCAUCAUGGUUCAGAAUAUUGAAGUCUCUGAUAGUAAUAAUGGAUGCAGUAUUAGAGUGGGAACAACAGGCACCAUUGGAUCUCUAAUGAUCAAAGAGUUGGAGUCCAUGAAGAUCUCCAACCCCCAACAAACAUCAAUGCCCAAUAGAAGAAGGUCUCCAACAAAUCCAGUCUCUGUUCUUUGUGGUGGAGUCGGAUACAAACAACAGCCUCUUAAACCAGGCACCAGUACUGGAAGCAGCCAAAGAAGUCCUGCGAAUAAAACCCCUCAAAAACCCAAUCGAAAAACCCAAAAAUUUCCUAAAAACAACCCAAAAGCAGAGCAUCAUAUUCCAAUGCUCAGCUCUGAUGCUGCAACAGAUUCACAGUGUUAUAGAAAGAAGUCAAACAAAAAGACUUUGGCUUCCUCGUCUACUUCUGAUUCGGCUUCGUCAUAUGGGGCUUCUUGUUCGAGCUCAGGGAGUUUCAUUGUUGAGGUUGUCGACCUCAAAUGCAGCAGUAGCAGCCCAGACAAGAUUUGGGCUGCACCGAUAACCAGUCGUCUUCGGAAGCUUAGCUUUUCAAGGCUCUCUAAUACUGUAUGAGACUCUUUAGAAUCCAUUAAAAAGCUAAAGCCUUUAGAAACCCACAGUCUUCAAUUACCUGUUUUUUAGCUAUCUGUGCAAUUUCUUCACGUCCACCUUCAAGUUCGUGUAACAAAAAUCAGGGAUCCUCUCCGGUCUUGUAUCAACCGCCACAUCUGCAAGUGAACAGAUGCUCGGUAAAAAUCUGCUCCCUCCCUUCUUUUUCUUCUUUUGGGUCCUCACCACAGUCUCAAGAGAUCCUAUUUUGGAUCCAAAACUUUCCAUUGAAGAAGGUAUUAUCGGGAGCUGCUUCUUAUGGUGGUCGACACUCCUGAAAUACUCGA
Molecule: messenger RNA, 1169 nt
Organism: Amborella trichopoda
Lineage: Eukaryota; Viridiplantae; Streptophyta; Magnoliopsida; Amborellales; Amborellaceae
Source: RefSeq, a predicted model, not a curated record